CGAUUUGCCAUACUUCCCCAAUUGUAAGCGCCUCUAUCACACCGGAUGCUGCCCUUGUAGCCUGCGACGACGACCGCUUGAAGGACGUCUUGGUACCAUUUCAACAUUAUUUAUCGUCACCUGUACUGGAAUCAACGCCCUGUGACAUCACUACUACCCUCGAUUUGCCGAAUCUCGCCAUUUGUAAACGACUCUCAAUCGCAUCCGAAACUACUCUGGUCGCCAGCGACGAUGAUUCAAUGGACGUCUUCUCUGACAAGGGCAACUAUGUUAUGCCACACCUCGGGAUGCAAGUACCAGCACACACUACUUCGAACAACGACCACGUCAACAUCCCAGCCCCAAGCACAACUAUCGACAUCACUAGCCCCUUCUGUACGCCGUAUAUUCGGCCGCUUGUCCUGUUAAACGACAAAUGUCGGACAACGCCUACGCCUAUUACUAACCAUUCCAUCCCCAGAUCUGUACACCUCAUGGACGCCUUGCUUCAGACGACGAAGACCGUCAAUUCCCUGCACAGUAGUCUGUCCAUAGUCCCCAAUGACAACUUCAAACACUCAGAGGGCAUCUUCACUGGCACUGAUGAGGCAUUGCCAGUGGACACGAAAGACAUUGAAUGCCACAUCUACGCCCACGCGCGCCAGCUCUCACUGUCGACAAUGCUUUCGUUAUCGACAAUGCCCUCCCUAUCCACAACGCUCCCUCAUCCGUUGAACCUUUGGCUACUUGCUCCACUUGGUAGCCUCCCAACGUUGUUGUCUGUGAAUAACCCUUCUGGCUCCGCCCAUUCCACUGACGUGUUAACUCACAAGACCAAGGCUAGUGCCUCCUGGCUAAAGCCCCUGAUACUCAUUACUAAAUUCGCUGCCGAUCGACUCACUCCUCUUCCUACAGUGUUUCCAUGUCAGUCUAAGAAGUCAUGCCCAUGCAAACUCAGGUGGCAGAAGCGCAAACCUAUGUCUUUGCGAAUGAACGCUGCUUGCCACAGCAUCGUGCAUUCUCGCCUUCAGCGACACGCUGACAGAAUCAUUGGCCACCUUACGCAAGUCUGCGAACGGAUCCGUGUCGACAAAGCAGACGUCAGUGACGCAUGGGUCACUGCCAUGACGGAGGUGGGGCUCACCUCGAUGCUGGCUGGCAAUCAUCGAACGUCGCCAGGAUCGCCGGUCUCUCUUACAUUCGACGCGUUGUCAAUUUUGGAGCCUGGUUCGCGAAUCAAGGCCCGCCUUGCGUCACUUUGCCAUCGAACAAAUGCAGUCGCAGCCGCGAUUCCAGCCACCACCACCUUUCUACCUUCACUACCCUGGCGAUGCACUUCCCAACAUCCCCAGCAUCUUACGCCCGCCGCGGCUUCGCUAUUAACUACAACACUGACAACCACCACCUACUAACAACGACCCUGCAAGAAGCCACCAAAGUCACAGGCUACAGACUGACGAGAAGAAUACGACACCAUCAUGACAUACAUUACGCUACAAAUCUCACGA
Molecule: messenger RNA, 1487 nt
Organism: Suillus subaureus
Lineage: Eukaryota; Fungi; Basidiomycota; Agaricomycetes; Boletales; Suillaceae
Exons: 4
Coding region: 240-1391 (383 amino acids)
Source: RefSeq, a predicted model, not a curated record